Diorhabda carinulata is the source of this 5974-nucleotide messenger RNA. RefSeq names its product toll-like receptor 4. Gene Ontology annotation, cellular component: plasma membrane. The record is from RefSeq and is a predicted model, not a curated record. Gene Ontology annotation, molecular function: protein binding. NCBI's taxonomy places the organism in Eukaryota, Metazoa, Arthropoda, Insecta, Coleoptera, Chrysomelidae. The coding region runs from base 194 to 1720 and encodes 508 amino acids. The transcript has 2 exons.
AAAUAAAUGCAAAUAUUAUUAACAUGAAGAAGAAACAACGAUAACGGUCAGUUAGUUAUUAAUCGUAUACAUAAACUCAUCAUAAGUAGUUCCCUUAUCGUAAUUUAGUGCGUUCUUCCUAUUUUGAUAACCCACACUGUGAAUAGUUGGACUGAAAACUGAAUUUUAGUUUUUUUCCAUUGAUUCAGAAGACAUGUUGAAAACUAACAUGAUAAAAGAAAUCUGCAUUCUAUUGAUAGUAACGAGCCUGGUGAAAAAGACGGUACCAGCCUUAGUAGGACAGAGCGACAUACCAAAAUGCUCCUACGGAGACAGAGGAUCCCUAACUGCGACAUGCGUUAAUGCUUAUCCAAACUACUUCAGAAGCACUACUUAUAGAUUUGAUCAGCUAGACGAAACUGUAUUGUGCUUAAACUGCACUCUAACAACUAUAGAUACCGGCAAUUUCGACAUAUCAGGCAAUCAAAUAAGAAACUUGUGGUUAAAUAACAGUCGCAUCGAAAGGAUCAGUCCAAAAGGAUUUAUGGGAUUGAUAUUUUUAGAAAGAUUAUAUUUAAGUUAUAAUAAAAUCAAAUCAAUCGUUCCGACCACUUUUUCGGGAGUGAAAAAAAUCAAAUAUAUAGAUUUAUCCCAUAAUCAAAUAGAGCUAUUAGUAAACGACGGGUUUCUUGAAUUACAUAGUUUAGAAGAACUAAACUUGGAAAGUAACUUGAUUCAAACUAUAUCUGUAAGCGCAUUCAACGGUUUAACAAUUAUAAAAACAAUUAAUCUCGGAGAUAAUAGAAUAAGCGACGUAAAUGGAGUUUUCGGUAAUAUGACCUCAUUAAAUAUACUCAAUUUGCAAUAUAAUCGUAUAACUACGUUAAAAGGAGACGAAUUUUUGAAUUUAACUGGAUUGCUGGAAUUGAAUUUAGCUAACAACAAUUUAAAGAAUGUCGUUUUGGAAUUGGAGCCUAACAAUGUAUUAAAAAACCUCUACUUACAGAAUAAUCUUAUAGAAGUGUUGGCAGCUAAAUUCUUGAAAGGAUUACACAAUUUAGAAAACCUUGAUUUGAGCAACAAUCUCAUAUUUGAUAUAAGUAUAAGAACAUGGGAGAAGUUAUUUCAAUUACGUCGGCUUAACGUAUCAUACAACCAUAUCGGAUUAUUACAAACCGGAACUUUCGCGGGAUUACCUCAAUUGGAGUUAUUAAAUUGUUCUCAUAAUAAUAUAACAGAAAUUAAAAUCACCGGAGUGUUUUCGUUGCACAGUUUACAUGCGCUAGACGUUUCAUAUAAUCAAUUAACCGAUUUCGAUUACGUUGGAUUGAUCUCCAGGCUUCCGAGGCUCUCAUUUCUAAACCUAGAAGAUAAUAAGCUACCUUGUCCUUUGGAAGACGAAAUGGCUAGGUAUUUCGAAGAAGACAAUUUCAAAUAUAUUCUGUAUAACGAAAAAGUUGGAUCCUUUAAAUGCGUGGACGUGCCGACGAAAAGUUCUCUAAAAAAUAUUACCGAACCGGUGAUCGCUACGGCUGAAUAUAUGCCAUCUAGAAUAUCCGGAGCUGAAGUUACUAUUAUUGUAUUGAUGUGUGUUGUGUUUGUGUGUAUAGGAUUCUUGUUUUAUAUGCAGUAUAGUACUUACCAACAUAUGUAUUCAAACCGACCUAGUAGAGCUAUGUCAUCCGCUCGAUUGGUAUCUUCCGAAAUCGACAACGGCGACGACAGUUAUUUGCAAGGAUAAAACCAAUUCCGUUUCGACUUAUUUUAGAAAUUUGUGAUACAACAAUUUGUUUGUGAAAAAUGAAAUUAAUAAAUAUUUUAUUUUUUUUUUUUUAUCUUACUCGCUUACUGUAUAAACAAAUCCCGUCAUUCUUUAUUAGUUUUUAAAUUUGCUCUAAUAACGCUAUGAUAUACGCAGAAUGUUUCAAAACAUAAAAAAUUCCGUAUUUACAACUAUAUCGACUUUGUCUUACUUUCAUGCAAGUUGCAGUUCUACGGAAUUUUUUUUUCUUUCGAAUUAACAACCCAACUGUUAGUCAAAUCAAUUCUUUCAUCUUCUGUGGUGAUAGAUAGAUAAAAAGUUUACUGACUCACUGUUCUAAUUAUAAUAUCUUCUUAUUCUUUCUUUCAUAAUCGGUCUAACGCCUUUUUCUUCUUCGAUUUCUUUUCUCAUCUUGACUCUAGGUUAUUCGGGCGGAUGUAAUUUGGGCGCUAAAGGAUUGAUGUACUUUUUACAACAUGUAAACUAGGCGCCAAGACCGAAGGGUCAUGUAUUUUGGGCGCUAAUCGACUGAAGUACAUGAUUUAUGAAAUACAGUUAUUUAUUAAAUCACCGACAUUUAUAAUAAGAUAUAUUUUUGUAUUUUUAGAUUUUCCUAUAAGAGUAAUGACCUAUUAUCACUUAAGGUCUGAAAAAAUUUACCGUUAGAGGGGGAUACUUUGCACUUUUUUUAAACGAAAAAUCUGCCCUUAAUAAAGUUUCCUCACAACAUUUUUGUAACACUCUACAGAAUAAAGUAAAUUUUAUAUUUCUUUAUAUUUUUAUUUAGUGCUUAAGUACAUAUUACAUGUAAAAUAAGAGAUUUACAUAACCUAACCUAACCUAACCUAACUUAACCUACUUAAAAAUCAAUCAACUUUCCCUCUAUUGGGCGAAAAUAAAUGUCGGAUUAUCUACCCUUCUUGGUCAGACAGGUAAAGAAGGAUGGUUAGCGCCCAAAUUACACCCGCCGAGGUUAUUCGUGAUCAACAUCUGCUCCGUGUUCCAAUUGGAGAUUUAUCCUUAUUCGAUUUAUAUGUUGGUUUUAUUGUUUUUUAUGUUGUUUCCCCUUCUAUUGUAUAAAAGCAAUAUUUCAAAAGAAAAGACUUGCCAGAGUUUUUAUUCAUUAUUUAAUAAAUGUAUUAUACAAUGUAAAAUGCAACUUGCUGUUUAAUGUCGUUUUGAAUCCAAAUUUUGAAGGUAUAAUAUUCUCAAAAUCCUAUCAGACGAAGCUAAAUACUCAGGAAUCAUAAUAGAGUCAAAACUUUCGUGGAGAAAACAACGUGAAAAGCAAUUGACUCUUUCUACACCUGUAGAAGUCUUUUUGGGAGAAAAUUGGACUGAAACCAAAGGUAAUAUAUUGGUUGCAUAUACAAGUAAUCAUGGAAAAAGAAACAAACAAAAAGAAUCUCACAAAAAUAUACAGAAUAGCAGCACUGGGAGUCACCAAAAACACAGUGAAGUACUGAACAAGAAGCACUGGACGUACUGGAAUUGGAGGAAAAAGAAGGAUCUAUCAGAUAUGAUCAAAAAAACGGACUUCGAGGAAAGGAUAAAAAAAAUUCCUACAAGAGAAGAAUAGAAUGAAAAAUCCGUCAUAAAAGAUAAUGAAAUCUCAAUAUUCACUGAUGGCUCGGCGACAAAAUAUAGAGCAGAAGUCGUGUUUUCUAUUGUUAGUGUGUCUGGAUCAAUAUUUCCUAUUCAUAUACAAUAAAAACAUUGAAUUUGACCCUGGAUGAAAAUGGACUUUCAUAAUAGUUAUUUACAAGCCAAUGUCUACAAAUUUUGUACAUUUUUUGAGACAAUAAAUCAUUUCUUGUUGUUGUUCUUAAUCCCGUAUAAAAGUAUUUCUUAAAUUGAAUGAAAGUUUAUCGUAUUUCAUGAAUAUUUUUUCAAAGAAAUGUGAAUAAUCAUUUUUAUAUCUUAAAUAUAACGAUCCUUACGGAAUUUGAUAGAGUCGAGAGGUUAGCUCUGAAAUGGAAUGCUGAAUUAGUCCGAACUGGUAUGAAUUAAGUUUCAGGACGGGUUUUUUAACUUCCUACUAACUAUUAUUCACCGAAUAAUCAAAUAUUCGGUGUCUUCACCUUCUAAUAAAGUAAACCUCCGAGUAAAUCAAGUUAUUUGCCAAAUAAUUUAUUAGACAGUCACAAGUGUCAAUUAAAGAGUUUAGUAGAAACUUAACUAUUAAUAUCCAUCAAAAAUGGUUUGGAAUAUUCAUCAUACAAAUAAUUAAAUAUUUAAUAUGGAUUCUUUUCAAGAUUUAGAAGACAACACUUUGUCACAAAUACUUUGUUUAUUUCUUUCCUUAUUCAAUACAUGGACGAUUGCUAUGUAGGCAUCUUUCACAGUGUUACCAACAGUUGACUAUUUUUUUAAACCAACUAGGGUAAAUAAACGGUAAACAUUUAUUUGACAUUUAAAAGUUGGUACUAAAGUUAUGCGGGUAAUAAUUACUUGUCCUAAGUAUUAAGUAUUAUUGAUUCCAGUGGUAGAGAAUGUUUCAGCGUAAUAAAUAAGAUAAAUUCUAUCAAAAAUCAGAAUUUUUGCUACUUAUGCAUGGAAAUUUCAAAACAACAACAUCAGCGAUUACUCCUCAAGAUCAUGUUGUAAGCUCUUUAUCGUAGCGCUUAAAAACAACAUUUUUCAUUUUUUUGGAGAAUAAUUGAGCAAACAUCGUAUAACCUGUAUGUCUUCUAGCCUCUUUCCUGAAAAUAUUUCGAAUUUUUUAAUAAAAUCUCGAUUAUUUUUGUAUUUUUCAGAUCCUCCUGGCAUCAGGAAUCCUAUGUGUGACAAUUGUAUCGACUUUAGGCUAUUCAAAACCGAUGGAUUGCAAGUACGGAGAAAGAGGAUCCUUAACUGCGAUCUGUUACAACGCUAGUUCCUUUUAUUUUAGAAUAACGAACUAUCGAUUUGAUUAUUUAGAUGAAACUUUGGAAUGCGUUAACUGUAAUUUAACGUCUCUCGAACAAGGUACAUUCGAUAUUCCAGGAAACGAAAUAAAAAACUUGGACAUAAGAAAUAGUUUCAUAAGGAAAAUAUGGCCGAAAGCCUUCAUAGGAAUGAUAUAUAUGGAAAAAUUACUACUAGCGCACAAUCCCAUCGAAAUUAUCUAUCCAGAAGCGUUUUUGGGCGUGAGAAAAGUGAAGCUACUAGAUAUGGAAGAUACUGUAAGCGAUUUAGAGCCAAAAGUAUUCCAAGAACUACAUUUACUAGAAGUGUUGCAACUAAAUAAAAAUACAUUAACAAGAAUAAAACCUGGUACUUUUGAUGGUUUGUACAACUUGAAAAUAUUGGAUUUAAGCGAAAACAAUCUUCAAUCCGUCAAUAACUCCUUCGAUCCUUUGAUUAACUUAAGGAUACUCAAUUUAAAGAAUAAUCACAUCAAACAGAUUUACGGCGAUGAAUUUAUUCAAUUAAAAAGUUUAUAUUUGCUUAAUUUAGAAAACAACGGCUUGUAUAAUUUCACUAGUAAUAUGCCAGCUGAUAAUCAAAUGAGGAUCAUUAAUUUAUCAUUUAACAACCUAUCUGCCGACAGUUUCGCACCUAAUACAUUCAGCAAUUUAAAUUCAGUGGAAGAGUUGAAUUUGAAUAAUAAUAACUUGGGAGAUAUACCAGUUGGGCUGUUCCGAGGACUAUACAAAUUAACGACGUUAAAUCUAAAUGAUAAUUCUUUAACUGAAAUAAACACGGGAAGGUUUACGGGGUUACCACAUUUGAGAGUUUUGAAUGUUUCUAGAAAUAAGAUUCGUUUGUUAAAAGUAACAGGUCGAUUUGCUCUACCCAGUUUAAUAACGUUAGACGUGUCGGAUAACGAAAUAGUCGAUGUAGAUUACAUGAAUUUGAUUUUGAGGACGCCGAGAUUGAAGCACAUAGAUCUUCGGGAUAACAAGCUUUCUUGUAAGACGAUUGCUCAAUUGGAAGCUCUUCUAGAAACCGACAGCGUCACUUUCUAUAUAACUAAUACAACUGUAUGUCCUAAAUUGGUCGACGAAGAAGUUGUUAAAUUAAUCGAUACGUUUACCGAAAAGCUGGACUCUAAUUACGUUAAUAAUAAUGUUAUGAUAUGGAUGUUUGUAUUAAUGACCGUUGCAAUUUUGUUAAUUGGAAUAAUGUUUUAUAUACAGAUCUUCAUUUUAAGAUUUAUGAUACCUGGUGUUAAUGUGAAUAAUUUUGGUUAUAGAAGAAAUACAGAACAAGUGUAAGAUCUUUAAGAAAUAAAAUUUCUUUUCUAUAAAA